Messenger RNA from Nematolebias whitei (Rio pearlfish), 1137 nucleotides. RefSeq names its product nodal-related 2 (gene ndr2). Bases 1 to 1137 code for a protein of 378 amino acids. The transcript is spliced from 3 exons. NCBI's taxonomy places the organism in Eukaryota, Metazoa, Chordata, Actinopteri, Cyprinodontiformes, Rivulidae. Gene Ontology annotation, cellular component: extracellular region. Gene Ontology annotation, molecular function: growth factor activity; cytokine activity; type I activin receptor binding. The record is from RefSeq and is a predicted model, not a curated record. Gene Ontology annotation, biological process: SMAD protein signal transduction; BMP signaling pathway.
AUGACGCGCUCACUCGGAGCUCCUUUGGGAGCCGCGCUGCACGCGUCGCUGCUGCUGGUGCUGCUGGCUCACGGCGUCCAGAGACCCAGAGACGGCUUGGCCGCCCCGGAGCGCGCGGGCGGGCACCGCCUGCCGCUCUACAUGAUGCACCUUUACAGGAACUUCAGGUCGAACUUCUCCAAGCCUUUGGAUAAUCUGGAGCGAGACGCGUCAAAGCGCGCGGAUACGGUGAAGAGUUUAAUGGCGAAAAGUUUGACGUACAAACACGAGCGCUGGGUGGUGACGUUUGACCUCAAUGUCCUGCUGGCUGACAAACACAUCCAAGCAGCAGAGCUGAGAAUCAAGCUUCCUCGCUCACAAAAUGCUUGGAACAUCACCGUGGAGGUGAGCAACCUGGACCACAAUCCAGUGGGGCUGCUCAAUGAGUCGUCUUUGGUCACUUCUUCAAACAGCUGGAAGGUGUUCAACAUGACCAGCCCUCUCUUGGGCUGGCUUCGGCAAAACUCGGCAACAAGAAUCCAAAUCCAAAGAAUACCGAGACAAAGGGAAGUGCAGAAAAUGACAGACCUGCCUGUUGCAAGUCUGCCUGCUUUUGUGGCGCAGAACGUGAGUGACCGGGCCUUGCUGGUUGUCUUUUCCCACACGGGAUCGGAUAAAAACUCCAGGGCCAAAGCAAGCUUGCUCCGCACAGCUGAACAAUCCAAGUUCUUGUCCUCCGCUGAAAUCGAAAGGGUCCACUGGCCAAAGAGGCGUAGGAGCAAACGAGGCCACAGAGAACAACAAGAAGUGAGAAGCCCGCAGGCGUUCACGAGAGGGGGUGAAAAGUCCGUCUGUCGCAAAGUGGACCUGGAAGUGGAUUUUAAUCAAAUCGGCUGGGCGUCCUGGAUCGUCUUCCCAAAAAAAUACAACGCCUACCGCUGUGAAGGUUCCUGCACUGGUCCUCUGGGAGAAGACCUAAAUCCAACCAAUCAUGCCUUCAUGCAGAGUCUGCUGAAACAUUACUGUCCGGAGCGAGUGGUGACACCGUGCUGUGCUGCAACCAAAAUGAGCCCGCUGAGCAUGCUGUACUACGAGAACGGAGAAAUGCUCCUUCGGCACCACGAAAACAUGGUCGUGGAUGAGUGUGGCUGCCAGUGA